Messenger RNA from Diachasma alloeum, 831 nucleotides. RefSeq names its product FAD-dependent oxidoreductase domain-containing protein 1. The record is from RefSeq and is a predicted model, not a curated record. Bases 1 to 519 code for a protein of 172 amino acids. NCBI's taxonomy places the organism in Eukaryota, Metazoa, Arthropoda, Insecta, Hymenoptera, Braconidae. Gene Ontology annotation, molecular function: oxidoreductase activity. Gene Ontology annotation, cellular component: cytoplasm. The transcript is spliced from 2 exons.
AUGAUCAUACUGGGACCCAUAAAACGGUACGUGUAUCAUUUCCAUGCAUCAGCGGGUCCAGGGAUAAACACUCCGAUGACAAUUGACUAUUCUGGAACCUGGUUCAGACGAGACGGUCUUGCCAACCACUAUAUAUGUGGUCGAUCACCAAAUUGUGAUGUAAACGAGCCCUCCAUCAACAAUCUAGAUGUGGAUGAAGAUUUUUUCGAGAAAAAUAUAUGGCCCUUCCUUGGAAAUCGAGUGAAAUCCUUCGAGAAUUUGAAAAUUAAGUCCUCCUGGGCGGGUUACUAUGACGUCAACAAAUUCGACGAGAAUGGAAUAAUUGGUCCACACCCUUUUUUCAAUAACAUGUACUUCGCCUGCGGAUUCAGUGGACAUGGAAUUCAACAGGCACCCGCUGUUGGGCGAGCUAUAGCUGAGUUGGUUGUUUAUUCGGAAUUUAGGACACUAGAUUUAGAUAGAUUAGCUUUUGAUAGGCUCAUCACGCUUGAACCUAUGCAAGAAGUCAAUAUUAUUUAACCCCUUAAACCUAGCGUCCAUACCACAUAUGGACCCACACGUCCAUACAUGUCUUUUUUCAAAAUUGAAUAUAUCCAAAAAUAUACAACUUUACAAAUUUGUGUAAACUCUAUUGUGAAGACAAAUCGCCUGCAUUUGAUUACUCCUAUAUUAUAUCUUUUUUGGACUACUGGAAAUUUGUGAAUUGCGUUCCUAUUUAGCACACGGCGAGAUUAGUAUCUAAAGGGCACCGUCCUGGAGGGAUUAAUGAUUAUAUUUCAGUUUUGUAAACAUGAAUUUAAUUAGCUUAAAUAAACCAGUUGUUUUUGUUGA